Molecule: messenger RNA, 797 nt
Organism: Lotus japonicus
Lineage: Eukaryota; Viridiplantae; Streptophyta; Magnoliopsida; Fabales; Fabaceae
Exons: 2
Coding region: 236-628 (130 amino acids)
Source: RefSeq, a predicted model, not a curated record
AGCCAAACCCGGCGAUUCACACACAACACAACUCAAAGCAAGCAACCACAACCUCCACUCAAUUAUUUCCUCUCAUUUUCCCCUUCGAUCUCAUCUCUCAAGCAAACAAUGGAAUUCAAUUUUUCCUUCCUCUCCUUCUCCCUCCACCGGCAAAUCUUUCUAUAGCGAGUGAAUUCGUUUUCCCCUCGUUUUCCUUCAGAAAAUAACGAAAUUGCCGAGGAGAAAAGAAAAGAGGAUGAGGUUUCUAUUCGAGUUGGUUCCUUGUUGUGGCUCACCAACGCGCCGCUCGCAGGAGCCGGUGGUUCCGUCGGAGGAUGAGGAGAGGUGGCUUGUGUCGUUGCCGGCGACCGCCGCCGCCCCCUCUCGCCGUGGCGGCCGUAAGAAGCAGAGGAAGCCCGGCGCGCCGGAUUGGAGGCCGUCGUUGGGAUCGAUCUCGGAGGAUCUCACGCCGGCGCCGAAACCCGUCAACGGCGCGGUGGUAGCUGCCGGAAAAGGCUCGAAGAAGAGAAGCGCGGCUGGUGGUGGUGGCGUGAAGGUGCAUCACCCUAGUUACAGCGAUCGCUAUAGCGGGUCAUCUGCCAUGCCUACAUUCAUGCCAGCGUUCUCUCCGACGCCAUUCAUGUUCUGAACACUAGAGUUAAAUUGAUAAAAUUAAGCAAUGUAUAUAGAGGGUAUUUGAGUUAAUGAUAAAAAAAAAGUAUGUAAAGGUUUCUUGUUGCUGUUGUCAAUGAAUGUUAAAUUCUACUCUACCACUUCGUCUUCGUGUGUGUAUAUAUGAACAGAUCAAUUCAUUUUAA